Molecule: messenger RNA, 690 nt
Organism: Perkinsus marinus ATCC 50983
Lineage: Eukaryota; Perkinsozoa; Perkinsida; Perkinsidae
Exons: 8
Coding region: 1-690 (229 amino acids)
Source: RefSeq, a predicted model, not a curated record
AUGUUAUAUAUAUUAUUAAUUAAUAAACCAUGUAUUGUUGGUGAUACCUCCACACCCGUUACGGCAUCAUCAUCAAAUACGGCUGCUGCUGUACAGGACGAGGACAGCAAGUUGAUAAUGUAUAUUGUUGGUGGGGUUAUUGGUGUGAUCGUGAUUGGUAGUAUUCUUAUGAAGUAUCAAGCGCUGGGUGAAUAUACAUCUUUUUGGGCACGCAUUCUGGCUCUGGCAUUAGCAGGAGCGUCGGGUGGCUUUGGAAGUAUACAAUAUAGCCUUUACAACAACCUGGCGUGCCGUAACUUCACAGCGUUGGGUUACGGAGAUUGUCCAGCGCUACUCGCGAUUUACGUGAUGUGGGGUAUGGCUGCAUUUCACUUGAUAUUCAAUCUGCCUUUCCUAAUGGUUUCCCUCAAUAGAAUGGCCGACUGGUAUGCGAAAUUUGGACUGAUGUCACAGGCUUCGGUAUAUUUUUCUGUGAAUAGUAUGGCAGUAGCGACAGUAAAAUAUGCGGGAGGUGAUGUAAUUACGUUGGGAAUAGUGUCAGCGGGAAUUUUGGUUGCGAUAAUGUUCGCAAUGGCGUGGUUUCAAGGAGAAGACGGAGUAAUUAGAAGAAUUAUUGAUAAAGCUGAAGAUGCGGUAAGGGCAGCUAGUAAAAUGGCUGAGGAGGCGCUGGAGGAAGGACUUAAAAUGUAA